Messenger RNA from Rhopalosiphum maidis (corn leaf aphid), 1206 nucleotides. Its product is annotated as protein artemis-like. The record is from RefSeq and is a predicted model, not a curated record. Gene Ontology annotation, biological process: protection from non-homologous end joining at telomere; double-strand break repair via nonhomologous end joining; interstrand cross-link repair. Lineage: Eukaryota; Metazoa; Arthropoda; Insecta; Hemiptera; Aphididae. Gene Ontology annotation, molecular function: damaged DNA binding; 5'-3' DNA exonuclease activity.
AUGUCUACCUUUUGUGGAAAAUUAGAAGAUAAGGAAUUAUCAUUCAUUGGCAUUGAUUCUUUUGAGUCACAUCUUCUGAAUUGUUCUAUUUUUAUGUUGUCUCAUAUUCAUAAAGACCACAUGCGUGGAAUUCAAGAUCAUUCUUUUCAAGUGACAUUCAAUAAUACUAAAAACAUGAUGCUUUAUACAUCACCGUUGACAAUAACAUUUUUAAAACGAAACAAAACCAUUAAUCUUAGAGAAGAUAAACUUAUAUCUCUUGAAAUUGGUUUCCCUAAUUUAUUGAAAGUAUAUUCUGAUAUUUUUGAAUACAUUUGUGUGACUCUCUUACCAGCUGGACAUUGUCCAGGAUCAGUCAUGUUUUUAAUUGCUGGUGCACAUCACAUUUUAUAUACUGGAGAUUUCCAAAUACAAUUACAAGAUUUCAAACUAUUUAAACCACUUUUGAUAAAUAAUGAAGGUAGUCGUGGUCCAAAGAAUAUAUCUGCUUUGUAUUUAGACACUACUUUUGCAUCAAAAAAAUAUUAUGAAUUUCUAAUGAGAAAAGAGAGUAGUGCUAACUUGAUAAAAGUAUUUGAAGAAUGGUUACAUCAAGACCUUAAUAAUAAAAUUUGUUUGUGAAUGCCUGGAUAUAUAGGUAUAGAAUAUGCCAUAAUUGAAGUUGCCAAACAUUUCAAAUGCUCUGUUCAUGUGCAUAAACAAAAAUACGAAGAAUCGUAUAGUUCAAUAGCAGAAUUAGACAACUUUGUAACUCCAAUUUAUACUAAUAAUAGAAUACAUGCAUGUUCAAAAAAUGAAUGUGACACUGAUAAUAUUAACUGUAUGGAAUUAAAUAAAAAUGUUAAAUGUGUACAUAUUAAUGCCCUAGCAUUUACUAAAGAUGUGAUAAACACUGGGGGUCAUGGAAUUGUUAAAAAUAAUAUAACCAGAGUUUGUUAUUCUAGCCAUCCUAGUUGUAAGGAAUUAAGAGAAAUUGUCAAGUUCCUUAAUACAGAAAAAUUAUAUUUUAUUGUAAUAGUUAAUCAAACACAUAAAGAGAUAUAUGAUAUUUUAACCGAAAAUAAUUGGACUCCUAGGGCAGUAAAGGAAGAUAUUAUAGAAAAUCUAAAAGUGGUUUUAAAACUCUCCAAUAAAUUUAAAAACAAUCUAAAUAGAACAGAAGUUUUAAACAAAAGACCAAGACUUGAAUCUCCUGAAAGAGAAUGA